Molecule: messenger RNA, 4905 nt
Organism: Poeciliopsis prolifica (blackstripe livebearer)
Lineage: Eukaryota; Metazoa; Chordata; Actinopteri; Cyprinodontiformes; Poeciliidae
Gene: larp4ab
Product: La ribonucleoprotein 4Ab
Exons: 15
Coding region: 384-2585 (733 amino acids)
Biological process (GO): positive regulation of translation
Cellular component (GO): cytoplasmic stress granule; cytosol
Molecular function (GO): mRNA 3'-UTR binding
Source: RefSeq, a predicted model, not a curated record
UUGGGUCGGACCGAGGCAGACAGGCAGUCUCAAGAAGCAGCUGUCACAUGCUGCAGUUACCGCGACGUCGCUGACAGUCAAAGAUGAGGAAUUGAGCCAGAAAUACCUUAUCUAGAGGAACAAGUGGGUAUUUUGUCGAAAGAGCGCUGUAGAGCUAGUCACUGGUUAAAGUUGCGGCGCGCGAGGCAAACUGUUGAAACAGGAGCACGAGACCGAGGAGUGUGCUGGAGACGGCAGUUACAACCGACAAAGACGCGGACUCUACUGCUUAUAAUAGCAGCAGAUAUUUCGCAAUUUAAAUCGUUUACGGGAUAGGAACGGGGUCAGAAAAGUGAAGUCUGCCGGCGCUGACCAGGGUAGAAGAAGAAGAAGAUUACGUUAACAUGGUUACCACCAAGGGAACUAAUCUUAACCCCAACGCCAAAGUGUGGCAAGAGAUCCCGGCUCAACAAAAUGACAUCCCAGAAGUAUCCGAAGAUUCUUCUUGGCUCCACACCAACUCUUCUCCCCCUGAGAUGACUGAUGGGUUCUCAGAUGUUCUUUCUUUGGAGAGUAAAGGAUACUCUAUUGACUUCCUGAGUAGCCCUGAUGAGUACUCCACAUCUGAGGAUUUCGACCACACAGACCUGGGAUAUUUGGUCUUUGAUGCACAGGGCGACUCUGCCAUAGACACUGAACUGUCUAAGGAAGAAGUAGUGACUGAAGAGAGCUUACGGGAGUCAUUAAAGAAAAGACUGGAGUUCUGCUUUUCUAGGGAGAACCUCUCUAAGGAUCUGUACCUGAUAUCCCAGAUGGACAGUGAUCAGUUUAUUCCUAUCUGGACUGUUGCCUACAUGGAGGAUAUAAAAUCGCUCACCACUGACAUGGAUCUAAUUCUGGAAGUAUUGAGAGCCUCUCCUUUAGUGCAAGUUGAUGAAGCUGGUGAGAAAGUUCGACCUAACCACAGCCGCUGCAUCAUUAUUUUAAGAGAAGUGCCAGAGACUACACCAGUUGAGGAAGUAGAGGAUCUAUUCAAGAAUGAAAACUGUCCAAAGGUGUUGGGAAUUGAGUUUGCUCACAAUAGCAACUGGUAUAUAACAUUUCAGUCAGACAUGGAUGCCCUGCAGGCAUACAAAUACCUACGAGAGGAAGUGAAAAUGUUCCAGGGGAAGCCCAUCAUGGCUCGGAUUAAAGCCAUAAAUACAUUCUUUGGAAAAAAUGGCUUCCACAGUAUGGACUCGGCGUAUCAGCAGCAUGCCCAGCCUCAGGCCCAGUAUGUGUCUCCAGUUUACAUGCAGCAAGUGUACAGCCCUCAGCAGGAGUUCCCCAUUUAUCCUGUGGUGUCUCCCACCUGGAAUCCUUCUAUCGUGCCACACUUUGAAACGCCACUGGCUCCUUUCCCCAGUGCAGGAUUCAUGAAUGGAUACAGCAAUCCAGGGAACUACAAACCAAACUCCAGCAGCGGCCACCGUCCUGCUGGCAGGAACAGGAACCACAUAAAAAGUUACCCUCGACCAGGCGAUGCUAUUUCUCCUAACUUGGCUCCAGGAACCAUGGUGGAUGGCAUCUCUGGCCCCAUGAGUCCACAGGACAUCCAGGCACUAAGGACUCUGUCCAGCAUUAAAUCACAUCCAGCCUCUUCCUUCCACUUUAAAGACUCUUCUUCACUGUCCUCCAUAUCCAUUGGAGAUCAGAGCCGCUCUGGGCGAGACAGGAGAAACGGCCACAGAGGCAUGAGGAGGAAAAGAGAAGAUGAACAGUCUAUGAAACCUGUCCCUUUGAUGGAGGUCAAGGCAGCCCCUUCUAACUUUGAUCUGGCAGCUUCAAGUUUUCCUCCUUUGCCAGGAUCUGUGGUUCAUGUUCAGGGGGAAACCGUGACAGAGGUGCGCCUCUCCGAUGUUGUCCGUGGCCUGAGGCUCACAAGCAAGGCAGGAAACCAGGAGAACAGCUUGACCCAAAACUCAAAAGACUCUGAAAGUCCUGCAAGCAAACAGGAAUCUAUCUCCCUGCCUGCUAAACCCACUGUUGUUGUUGAGGCACAAACAACAGCAACAACUCCUCCAGCAUCAAGAGCUUGUCCAACAGUAACAAAAGGAGUUAAAACCGAACCAGCUGCUGUACAGAAAAACUUGCCUCCGUCCACUGAACCUGACUCUAAAACCACUCCAGAACACAAUCCCAACACGAGCAGCAAAAGUGUUUCUGCUGAACAACCUUCGUCUUCAACAUCAGAGCAAGACCUGAAGCCAAGAAAGCUUAGCUAUGCAGAGGUGUGCCAGAGGCCAGCCAGAGACCCACCGCUAGCAGAGUCGCCCUCCCCUCCUGCCACUUCACCCCACCACCCUCUGAAGGAGCUCAAGGUCAACACCGUCAAGGACCCUCAGCUGAACUCUAAAAAGAGUCCAGAGAGAGUUGGAGAUAAACCUCAUCGGCAGCCUUCACGUCCAUUCAGAGGUGCAGCUGGUCACGCCAGAGCGAAAGGUUCAGGGAUGAAGAUUCGGGAACAUCAGAGAGACCAAAAUACUGGAAAGUGGUUUUCCCCUCAGCGAGGUCCCAAACGCAGCGGCAAAGAACAGAACAUACCCCCACUUCAGCAGAAUAACUGAAGCUGGAACUUUACGGACCUUAUUUAAAACGUGUAAAUAUGUAAAUUCAGAUGAAUAUAUUUCUUUUGACGGAUUUUGUCAAAGAAUCAUGAGGUCUAAAAUUAUUCAGAGACUUUGAGUCGAUAUUCCUUAAAGGAAGAUGUGUAUUUCAACAGAAUUCAAGACUGAGUGCUUAAUUCUACAAUUAACCUUCCAGGUUUAUUGUAAAAUUAUUGUUAACUUUGAUACUUAAUACAGCAGUACUUCACUUACAUACAGAUGAGCAACAUAUUGUCAGCAGAAAUCCUUUGUUAUACUUUACUGUGUUUGUCAUCUGAUCUGGCAAGUUGUGCUUUUUAUUGCAGGAAAAGUUUUUUGCAGUCUGGCACAUUGAUUUUGAGACAACAGUUCAGAUUUUCCUCUGGUGGAGAAAUUCUAUUCAGGACUAUAAAGACAUUAAAUAGAAUGAUGAAACAAAACGGAGCACUGAUUUUGAAAAACCUUAAUGUCAGACAACUUUAAAGUUUGACUUCGGUUUCAUUUCACCAUCAGUGAUCCUGAAUAUCAUGGACUACAACUUUUUAACAUAACCAAAGGUUACGGAACCCUCCAUAGACGAGGGUACAUGAGGAAAUGUGUUGGGUCUUUUUUCCUCUUUUAGUUUUGCAUUUUUGCUUUUUAAGCUGUAUUUUAACACAUUAUAGUAGGUAAAUAUUGGAGAAGAAGGCCCAUCUUAUUUUUCUUUUGAUCUUUUAAGUGUUUCAUAAACGUAGAAUGUCUGAAUGUUUUAAGUUUUGGGGGACUUUAUUAGUUUAUUAUCAGUUUAUUAGUUCAAUGUUGCUAACAUUUUUAAAAGGGCUUCUGCUAGAGCUGAUUUAGUGCUUGAGUAAUUAUGAAUCAUCUAUUUUUCACUUGCAUUUUGUAGAAAAGCCAAACAAAGUGUCAGAAUAUAAAGAAAAAUAUGGAACUUUACCACUUAGCAGAGGCUAAUUAUCCACUUUCAUUUCUGACUAGGUAAUGUUGAAUGUACUUUUGUUUUUAUUAUUUAUAUUCUUUGACAAUACUUUUUUGACAUUUCAUUUUUGAAUUUAAAUGGUCAGUGGUAAGCAACCCUGGCCAAAAAUGUAGCAAAAAACCCCACAAAAUUUUGUAAAACCUUUACUGUUUUCUCUCCGUUUGAUUUUGUAUAAAUUUUAUGAUUCAUAUUUUUCCCCCAAAAUGUUUCAGAUUUGCUCUAUUUCCUUAGUUCAUGAAUGAUUCUAUUUCUGAAAACAAAGAGCUAUACAAUGUUUAGAAGUUGGUUUUGUAUUUGGGGGAUAAUCAUGAGUUGUUUGCCAAAACAAAAGCUGUGAUAUGGAUGAUUACUCAGUACUUAUAGAGGAAAAACUUGUGUAUUGUAUCAAAUUCUCUAACUUUGGGUUGAGUUUUACCUUGGGUUGUUGCAUACAUGCAUAGUAACAGUAUAAAAAUGAAUAGUUUGGUAAAUGUUUUUAGAACAGCUUUUUUAUACAUAUAUAUUAUCAAGGGUUCAUAAUUGUUCUGUUUUUGCACUUUUGUGUUUAUCAAAGGGACCUUAAGAAUAAGUGUUUUCAAACUUUUUUUUUCUUUCCUCUACUUAACUUUAAAACUAGCUUUUUCUUUAACCAUUUGGUGUCUUUGAACUGUUGAUGGUAAUCGUUUGCAUUUGUAUGAUGAGACAAAAAAGGCUGUGAAUGCUAUGGGGUCAGCAACUACUGGUUUGUGUUUCUUUUUAUUUCUUUUUGUGACACCCAACCUGUUUUCUAGUCUUUUAUGAUAUAGUCAAGAUUUGUGUUCAGGGUUGUCAUUGCUGUUGAAUCUUCUAAGUAUUUUUUAUUUUUAUUUUUUUUUUUUGCUUUAUUCAAGAUUUUAAUUGUGUUCACUAUUUACAGUAAAUGAGUUGACUCGUCUCAAGAUGGAACAUACCUGUGGAGGGUGUCGAUGAAAUGUAUUUCAUAUGAUCUUGAAUUUUGUAAUGUUUAAAAAAUGUGGGGUGGAAGGUUGAAUGCUAUUUUUAUGCUUUCUUUUUUGUUCUGAACUAAUUGUUUAAAGAGAGGGGAAAAAAGGUUCAAAAUUAGAAAAAAAUAAUUUUCAGCCAGUGGAUAUCUGAAAGCAUGUUUUUCCUUGUGCCUUUGCUUGUUCUGUUGCAGCAGAAAGAAUUCUAAACACAUCAUGUAUACCAAGAUUUUUUGGUUCCUUCUCAAAUAAUGACAUAAUGUGCUUAUCAGGGGCACUUGUUUUCAUUAUUGCUCAAUGUCUUUCUUCAUUGGAAACAUGUUCAAGUCAGUUGAUCAAACUCAAAAAUUAAACUUCUUUAUGUCAA